This is a messenger RNA of Fukomys damarensis (Damara mole-rat), 1404 nucleotides long. RefSeq names its product cell division cycle associated 3 (gene Cdca3). The record is from RefSeq and is a predicted model, not a curated record. Lineage: Eukaryota; Metazoa; Chordata; Mammalia; Rodentia; Bathyergidae. Bases 424 to 1212 code for a protein of 262 amino acids. The transcript has 6 exons.
CAACUGAAUUGGUGCAUCAGACCGUAAUAAUUUACAAUUCUAUUUUGUUUAAUAAAAUGGCUUGUGUGUAACACUAGAGGUCUUAAAAGCGAAGACUGGUACUCCUCAAAGUCUCGUGACGUUCAGCUCACGAGCUGAUAACAAAAAGUCUUAUCAGCUAGGCGUCAUCCCUAGGCAAGGCAGCCUCACUCCAUUGGCUCUACAAUCUUCAUAAUAGACAUUCUCGAAGACCAAUGGCUUCCCGCUCUGGAGGCGGGUCUCACACAGUGGGCCUAUGGGAGCCUAGUUUGGCUCAGCCAAUAGAGUCGGAGUAGGGGGCGUGGCGGGAAGUUUGAAACUCGUAACUUCGGGAGUUGAUUCUCAAGCAGGUUUGCACCCCUAAGUGGAGUUGGGGCCCGGGCCCUACCCCGGCCCCUAGUGGAGAUGGGCUCAGCCAAGAGCGUCCCGGCCACUCCAGCGCAGCCUCCACCACAUAACAAGCAUCUGGCUCGAGUAGCAGACCCUCGCUCGCCUAGUGCCGGCAUCCAGCGCACUCCUAUCCAGGUGGAGAGCUCUCCACAAACAAGCCUGCCCACCAGAGAUGAGCAGGCCCAGGACCCAGAUCCUCGCUCUCCUACGCUUGGCAUCGCACGCACACCUAUGAAGACCAGCAGUGCAGACCUUGAGAGUCCACUGGUGAAACAGCUGAGUGAAGCAUUUGUGACUGAAGCCUCGAAGUCAAAUCUACCCCCAGAUCCUCUUCUGCCCCUGGGAGCAGUUUCAUCGUCUGAACUGGACUUGACUGUGGAUGCUCAUUUAUCCCUGGAGGACCAGACACAACCUUGGAGUCAGACCAAGCUCCCCUCUAAGCAGGUGUUGUCCACGGAGGAAGCUAGGCAGCCCACAGAAACCCCCGUGGCCAGCCAGAGCUUGGACAAGCUCUCAGAGGACCCUGAGACUCCCCGAUCUUCAGGUUCUAAGCGCAGUAGACGGAAACAAAACAGCAAGGUACUAGGGAGAUCUCCCCUCACCAUCCUGCAGGAUGACAACUCCCCUGGGACCCUGACACCACGACAGGGUAAACGGCCUUCUCCCCUGAGUCAAAAUGUUAGGGAACUAAAGGAAGGUGCCAUUCUCGGAACUGGACCACUUCUGAAAACUGAAGGGCGCAUGUGGGAGCCAGCCCAGGACCAUGACAAGGAAAAUCAACACUUUCCUCUGGUAGAGAGCUAGGCCCACUGUGGGCUCAGCCGGACUCCCUCGGGCCCUGCUGAUCUUGGGUCCUCUCGAACCUUCUUGCCCAGAGACUGGAGAAAGGCUUGUUUUCCUCAACUUCUCUUAAACUGCCAACUCUGGGACCUAGAGCUUUACUGGGCUUUGUGUCUUCCGUGUUUCUUGUAUAUUAAAGGCAGUGAUUUUAAGCAG